Messenger RNA from Musca domestica (house fly), 727 nucleotides. RefSeq lists its product as uncharacterized. NCBI's taxonomy places the organism in Eukaryota, Metazoa, Arthropoda, Insecta, Diptera, Muscidae. Gene Ontology annotation, cellular component: midbody; chromosome passenger complex; kinetochore. The coding region runs from base 79 to 582 and encodes 167 amino acids. Gene Ontology annotation, molecular function: protein serine/threonine kinase activator activity. The record is from RefSeq and is a predicted model, not a curated record. Gene Ontology annotation, biological process: metaphase chromosome alignment; positive regulation of protein serine/threonine kinase activity; mitotic cytokinesis. The transcript is spliced from 3 exons.
AAAAUACAAAAAAAUAAUCAUUUUGUUUAUGAAUUCGAAACUGGGAAAGGAAUAGCAGAAAGGACAUUUUGUCGAAAAAUGGCAACAGUAAUAAAGUCGAAGAUGAAAAUGAAGGUGGAGUCUGCGGUGUUGGCCGACAAAAAGAUAAAUAAGAAUCCAGCAUUCAAUGUGAUGGAAUGUAAACCUUCGCCUGUGGCGUCACGCACUCGUCAGCGAUGUAAAACCAAAAAUGAUAUGGAAAAAGAGCAGUUACCGCCACCAGAGUUGAAACCAGAACCACAGUAUACAUUUGAAAUGUUACAUGAAGAUGACCCCACCGAUGAAGAAGAAUCCGACGAUGAAAUAACAUUGCCUACACAGAGACCGCCACCACCGUCCUGGAGUUUAGCUCGCGCACGUGAACCAUAUGUUUUGAAACAGGAGUACACCCCAACGGAUUAUGUUGAUUCCUUUUUCUCAGUCGAGCCUAUGACGCCUGACCUAAGAAUUAUGUUUCCCAACAUCCAUGCUCGUUAUUUAAAACGAAGAUCCAGUGCCUUUUGGUCAACGCCACCCCGUUAUUCAGAGUUGCCUAGAUAUUAAUAUAUUUGAAUUUUUAGCACUAUAGAUAAUUUUUUUUUAAUUAUAUCAAUUUUUAUUAUUUAAUAAUUCUAAGUUUAUUUUUAAUCAUUGUGUACCUAGAUUUCACAAAUUUUUAAAUAUAUGCUUUUCUUUUUUUAAUUACAAA